Brachypodium distachyon (stiff brome) is the source of this 1287-nucleotide messenger RNA. Its product is annotated as heme oxygenase 1, chloroplastic. NCBI's taxonomy places the organism in Eukaryota, Viridiplantae, Streptophyta, Magnoliopsida, Poales, Poaceae. Gene Ontology annotation, molecular function: heme oxygenase (decyclizing) activity. Bases 303 to 1142 code for a protein of 279 amino acids. Gene Ontology annotation, biological process: heme oxidation; phytochromobilin biosynthetic process. The record is from RefSeq and is a predicted model, not a curated record. The transcript has 4 exons.
CCCCAUCGUCUUCCCCAAGACGGAGAGAGCCUCCCGAGUCCUGAUUACGCCAUUGCCGCGCCGCCAUUCCCGGCCGUUCCAAUCCACUCCCCAUCCAGCCCGAGCGCAAAAAAUACAGUUAUUCUAGUGCGGACCACUAUUCAAUUUCGAUCCCGCACCCCUCCUCGCGCUCGCGCUCCAAGCCCGCACUCCAAAGCAACCGCGCCCGCCAGCCCGCCCGUCCCUUUCGCCAUCGGCGAGCGACUCGCCUUCCCCGGCACGAAACCCUAGCGCUAUAAGAGAACCCUCGCCUAGCCGUAUCCAUGGCGCCCGCAGCAGCAGCAUCACUCGCCACCCCGCAUACCCUCGCGGCCCCACGCGUCUCUGUCGCCGUCGCCGGGAGGAACAGCGGCCUGUCCGUGUCGGUCGGCGUGCGCCAGGUGCCGGGGGUUUCUGCGGUGCUUUCGCGGAGGAGGAUGGUCGCGACGGCGGCGGCGACCGAGAUGGCCCCCGCGGCGAAGGGGGAGGAAGGCGGGAAGGCGUUCGUGGAAGAGAUGAGGGCCGUCGCGAUGCGGCUCCACACAAAGGACCAAGCCAGGGAGGGGGAGAAGGAGCCCCAGGCGCCGCCCGUCGCCAAGUGGGAGCCCACCAUCGAGGGCUACCUCCGCUUCCUCGUCGACAGCAAGCUCGUCUUCCAGACCCUCGAGGACAUCGUCGACCGCGCCGCCGUCCCUUGGUAUGCUGAGUUCCGGAAUACUGGAUUGGAGAGGUCAGAGCAACUGAAGAAGGAUUUGGAAUGGUUCAGGCAACAGGGCCACACAAUUCCGGAACCAUCUGCUCCUGGCACUACCUAUGCUUCCUAUCUGGAAGAGCUGUCGGAAAAGGACCCCCAAGCAUUUAUCUGUCAUUUCUAUAAUGUGUACUUUGCUCAUACCGCUGGAGGCCGAAUGAUUGGCAAAAAGGUCGCCGAGAAGAUUCUGAACAAGAAGGAGCUAGAGUUCUACAAGUGGGAGGGUACCCUCUCCCAGCUGCUGCAGAAUGUCCGCAACAAACUCAACCAAGUUGCACUUAGUUGGUCUCGAGAAGAGAAGGACCACUGCCUGGAGGAGACUGAGAAGUCGUUCGCCUAUUCAGGAGAUCUCCUUCGCCAGAUAUUCACCUGAGCCAAGAAUUCUGUGCCAAGAAUUCCUUCCAUGAUAAACAUUGUAAAUAUUAAGCCCAUGUCUGUACGCUGGGGGGAUACACUCCCCUGGGCCUGAACUGCCUUGCAAUCAAAUUGUCAUAUAUUGAUAUCCCUUCCUUUUCAUU